Molecule: messenger RNA, 2319 nt
Organism: Rosa chinensis
Lineage: Eukaryota; Viridiplantae; Streptophyta; Magnoliopsida; Rosales; Rosaceae
Product: mitochondrial inner membrane protease ATP23
Exons: 4
Coding region: 296-823 (175 amino acids)
Biological process (GO): mitochondrial protein processing; mitochondrial proton-transporting ATP synthase complex assembly
Cellular component (GO): extrinsic component of mitochondrial inner membrane
Molecular function (GO): metalloendopeptidase activity
Source: RefSeq, a predicted model, not a curated record
UCUUUGUGUAGAUAAGGUGAAAUCAAGGGCAAAGCCCUCUCCUCAGAAACUUAGUUUGGAUCUCUCUCUCUCUCUCUCUCUCUCUCGUCCUCCUUCUCCUUCCUGUAUCUCUCGAUCUCUCAAUCAUGAACAAGGUAGUAGAUCCAAAAUCCAUGCAGAUCCCCCACUAUCGAUUUUGGAUCUGGUCCGAUGGUGAAGUUUCUGUUGGAGCAUCUGGAGAAAUAGAUUUUGGAUAUGCUCCAACGGUGAAGUUUAUGUUGGAGCAUCAGUCUUAAUCGAGUUUGGAUCUACUCCGAUGGUGAAGUUUCUGCUGGAGCAUUUGGAGAAAUCUGGGUGUGGGAUAUUAGACGGGUCUUGCUGGGCCGUUCAUUGUGAGAAGAAGAUUGCCGGAGUAUACACCCACCGCGGAUGGAUAAUGGUGUGUAGUAAUCACAUGAACAUGCAAGAUGAGGUCAACCAAGUAGUGAUACAUGAGCUAAUUCAUGCUUUUGAUGAUUGUCGGGCUGCUCCAAUGGUGAACUGGGCUAAUUGGCCUCAUCAUGCUUGUAGCGAGAUUCGUGCUGGCCAUCUUAAUGGUGAUUGCCACUGUAAACGUGAAUUUUUGCUGUGCCAAGAAGAUUCGAGAAUUGUGAACAAGCUCAGUUCAUUGAUCAAGACCCUUUGUAGCAGCAAGUGCAAUUUUCAUUCAUCCAUCAAAUUUGCAGCAGCAAGUGCAAUUUUCAUUGAUCAAGACCCUUUGCAGCAACAACUACAAUUUUCAUUAAUCCAUCAAAUUUGCAGCACCAAGUGCAAUUUUCAGUUCAGGCAAGUUCAUAGAGUAUAGGGCUUUUCAAUUAAGAAUAGGUAUAUUAAUUUUAAUUUGUUUUUUUUUAAUAUGAAAUUGUGCGGUCACCAUUGCUAGAAAAAGUGUGUUUUCUGGUGAUGGGGCCCACAGUUUCUCAGUCACCAAAAAUCUGAUAGUGGUUUAUUGGGUAUAUGUCACGGCAGCAAUAGAAACCAUCAACUAAUAGUGCCAAAGCUGGUGUCUAUUGCUAUCCCCACACCAAUCAUUGGUGUCUAUAGGAUCAACACACACCAUUCUCAAUGGUAGCUAUAGGCCAGUUUUGUGUAGUGAUUAACCUUAACUUUAUCAUCGAAGAGACCUAAGCUAUAUAUCACAUCAACUUAUGUUAACUACCCAUGUAAGUUCAACUAAUGGAUUUCUAACUCCUAAAGAGAGAUAUACACAUUCACAAUGGGUUCAAAUGCCGCCGACGCUUAUUGGAGUUAAAUCCCAAUAUAUUCUUGGUGGCCAGGGGGGAGGAAGCGUUUUGACAAGAUCCCCCGAGCACGGAUUAGUUUCUGGGCCUAGGAAGCCUUUGAGGACACCCUGUGAUUGACAAAUCAAAAAAAAAAAAAAAAAAAAAAAAAAAAAGGUAACCCGGAGAGAUAUGAAUAUAUGCUUCUUUUUAAUUAUUUUAAGUUAAAUCAAUUGUCAUUCACUAAAUGUAUAUAGAUAAAUGAUAAGUCCAAAUAUUAUCUUAAACUUUAGAUUGUAUUAUUGCUUGCUGGAUUACUUUGCUUGAUUCAUUUACAAGAGCAUAUACGUAUACACAUGUUGUUGAGUCUUAACCUGACAUAGCAGGAUCUUUGCUGUUAAUUAAUAACCACAACUUGUAAACAUUUUUGGACCAUUCCACUUGGUUAUAUACAUGAGAAUUCUAGACAUUUGCUACACUUGCAAGAUUAAUCUAGGUACAUGUAAUCUAGGUAACACUAAAUAGAAUGCUUUAGAAUUUUCCAAUAUUGCACAUUACUUUUAACGGUUUGCAUUAUUUUGACUGUCUUGAUCCUCGGGUAGUAUAUAUGUAGUCCAUUCAGGUUAGAUCAAAUUUAGGAAUUAUGCAGCAAAAUCAUGCGCGUUGUUUCAGAUGGAAUUUUCCUUACUCAACUGGGUUACCUCUUAUUUGAAAUUUGGAAAACAAGGUGCCCGGCUGUGCAUACAGGUUUAAUAUCAAUGUUUGGCUGGACUUUGAUAUAAAUUGGAAUACAAUUAUUAAUGGGGUUUCUUGGGGUCUCAAAUGACUUCCUAAAGUUACAAAUGACUGUGACAUGAAAAUGACUUGCGCUCUGUUAAUUUGUUUCUAUUUAAAACGCUUAUUUUGUUUUACCUUACACAAAAUAAGGUGAUGAAGAGAAUCAAACAAAACGAGGAUUCUGAGUGGAGGUUUCCAACCUGCUUCCACCCGGUUUAACACACGGGUUCACGCGUAUAAUGUCAUCAUCUCUUAUUUGGAUUACAAUAAUAGGUGUAUAACAAGAAGUCAAAAUGUAAACCGU